CUCGACUUACAACUUCAAGAGUUGGAUCGCAUUCGCAAUGGACAACGAAUCUUCAAUCUUAGACGGGGAUUCUGCUAGGAACGCUUCAUCCCCAGAGCCGAAACCAGAAGAACGUGUCAUUGACAGUUCAUCGCAACCGCCCUCCACCGCAGCUACCUCCACUGCACCACCAUACUCACCCAUCUACGCCACGGCGCAAUCCGACGAUAUACCUUCCCUCCCUGUGCAAACGCCUCCGCCUGCGCCGGCAGCAGCGCCAUCCUCAGCAUACACCCCAACACCAACCACUAUGGGCGACGCCACAAUCCCAAGCUCGAGCACCACGACCACCUCUCCCCCACCCCCACAGCCUGGAGCUCACCCUGUCCCAGCUCCUACCAGCACAGCUUCCGCUCCAGGAUCCUCCAUACCUCCACCUCGCAAAGCAUGCGCGAUCCCCAGUCCUUCCGCCACAGCAGCAGCAGCAGCAGCACAACAACAAGCUUCGGCACAAGCAACCACCGCAGCACCCGAACUUACAGCAGCAGCAGCAGUAACAGCCAUAACCCCAUCAACAACAACGAUCCCGCCCUCCCCCCUCCAACCACAGCAACAACAACCCUACACAACCCAACAACACCAAUACCCCCCCACAAACCCAGUGCCAGUGGCACUGCCAGUCCCCAACGCAACAACCACCCCCUACCCCUCCCUCUACCAACCCCCGACCAGCGCCACCCUCCCAACCACCACAACCUCCCAUCCGACGACCUCUCAACUGCCCCUGCACUACGACCCCGGCGUGUCAGGGCGGGUGGACCUCGACGAGGCCGAGGGAGGCAUCGUGGCGAACGCCAAGUCGUGGCUCCGCAGUGCGGGGACCAAGUUGGCCGAGGUGGAGGCGGAGGUGUGGAAGAAGAUUAAUGAUGUGCAUGAUAAGUGAGCCUCUCUUCUUCUCAUCAGAAAAGGAUAGUGAUGGGGGGUG
Molecule: messenger RNA, 964 nt
Organism: Aspergillus uvarum CBS 121591
Lineage: Eukaryota; Fungi; Ascomycota; Eurotiomycetes; Eurotiales; Aspergillaceae
Exons: 1
Source: RefSeq, a predicted model, not a curated record